GUCGGGGGUGUUGGAAUUGGGAAGACAAGAAUCACCAUGGAUAUAAAGGAUAGCUCACCCUGUGGUACGAAGUUACACAAUCAUCUAGUAAUCCACUCAAUACCAUUCCAUCUUGCCUCGUCUCCGAGUCCAACCUCUUUCCCGUUCCACUGUUCCAGUGUUCUUCAGAUAACAUUCCUUUCUCAAGGUCUUGGUUCUCUUCUUGCCGUCCGCAGUUGUUCGGAAUUGCACUUCAGCAUUUUAUGGUAUCGCAGACACAAAUCCAUUGAGUCUUAUAUCAUAACCCUUCGAUAUCACUACACCGUAUCCUCUUCCAACGACCUCAAGCCAGUCCCACCGCGACUGAGCACUCCUUCACCAUGCACAUCCCAACCGCCACCGCCCUCCUCUCCCUCCUCUCCCUCACUACCGCCUUCCCCGCCCGCCCCUCCACCCCUGACCUCUCCCGCCUCGCCCUCCCCCCCUCCGCCCUCCUCCCCCCCGACUCCUCCCUCGCUCUCAAAUACGUCACCCUCGGCGUCGGCACCCAAAACUACACCUGCAGCCCCUCCGCCACCGCUCCCACCCCCUUCGGCGCCGUUGCCGACCUCUACGACGUCUCCCCCCUCUUCACCUCCUUCAUCGGCCCCGCCGCCACCAAGUGGCUCCCAGGUCUCGCCCUCAGCUUCGCCACGACCGGGCGCCUGCACGACCUCCCUAGCGCCGUUGGCAGUGCGGUGACGCCGAUCGGCCGGCAUUUCUUCGACGGGACGCCCGGGGUGGCGGCGACGGUGCCGAUUUUCGAUCUGAGCGGGGCGGCGGUACCGGUGCGCGCGGUGGUGAAGAAGGGGGGGAACGUGCCGGCGCCGGAGGGGGCGUGUCCCGGGCCGGAGGAUCGGGGGGCGGUGGAUUGGUUAAGGUUGGUGGGGGAUUGGGAGACGGGGAAUGAUGGGCGGGUGAGCGUGGUGUAUCGGGUGGAGACGGCCGGGGGGGUGGCGCCAGAGACGUGUGAGGGGAUUGGGGCGGAGGGGGUGCAGGUGCAAUAUGCGACGGAGUACUGGUUCUACGGACCGAAAUAAGGAAUGCAUAAGGGAAUCGGCGUUCGGGUCUGUUUCGGUAGACAUGGGUCGGGCAGAGCGUGGAAUGAUACCACGAUUUCGGUGUAUAGGACUAAGGAUUGGUCAUAGCAUGUCGGCUGUUUGCUUGUUUCGGUUUCAUUCGGCAGAUAUUUUGCCGGAGACCUAAUGCCAUUGUUCUUGUACAUGAAUCUGAAAGACUCAUAAAGUGGCAACUUGCAAUUUCUUGAUCCUGGAUUCCAGCUGAGCACUUUGUGCUCAACGCCGCUGAUCACAUCGAUCUCCAACAAUAGAGGGCAAUGUUUGUCGGUACUUCGCGG
This is a messenger RNA of Eremomyces bilateralis CBS 781.70, 1375 nucleotides long. RefSeq lists its product as uncharacterized. The transcript has a single exon. The record is from RefSeq and is a predicted model, not a curated record. The coding region runs from base 360 to 1058 and encodes 232 amino acids. NCBI's taxonomy places the organism in Eukaryota, Fungi, Ascomycota, Dothideomycetes, Eremomycetales, Eremomycetaceae.